CUGGUGAAGCCGGCCCUUUCCGAACGCAUCUCCCGACGAACGGACACCGCUGCACACUGGGAGCCCCUUCCUCGGCGCACCGACGUCGGCGCAUUGGCGACUGCAUUGGCGACUGCCAUGAACGCGGAAGGAUGCCACCUCCCAUCUUCAUGUUUAUGCCUUCAUUGCGUGUUCCCGUAACUCACUUCCCUCUCGCCGCGCCGCCUAGCUUAGGUUCCUCCAUGGCUGCGCAAUCAACGACCCACCACACGCCGCGAGAGCAACUCUCUCUGUGGCUCCUACCCACUACACGCCCUCAGCCCUGAGGCAGCCGGCCAGGUCAGGACAGCGAGUAGCCAUCGGCCACAGGAGCGGUGCACUUGCCCGACGGAAGCACGAAGGGCUUGUCCUUGUACAUGGCCACCCCUCCCUUGCUGUUGAAGUGCGGCUGGCACUUCGAGAACAGUUUCUUCUUGUCACAAGGUCCAGGCUCGGCCGGUGGGUCCAUCGGCAUGUCGCCAAACACUACCCUGUCACCUGGUUUCGCGCCCUCGGGGACUUCGACGAACUUCACGUCGGAGUGGUCCGCGCUCGAGGCGCACAGCACCAUCCCGUUGCUUGGAAACCCUGCCAGCUUCUUGGGCUUCAGGUUGGCCACGACCAGCACCUGCCGGUCGGGCCGAAAGCUUUCUCAUUUCUACCUCGCCCCCCUCUGGGCAGGAGGUUGGGCACAACCAGAAACUGGAACUGUGGCUGCAAUCGACCCCACCACACUCACUUCUGGAGCAAAAACACCACGGCCAGGAAUCUCGGACUCUACCCCGUGAGUGCGACUGCGCAGAACACCCGGAAAGGGAAGAAACAACAAGAAGAAGACGAGGGACGGAUGAGGAAGAGGAGACGCCGAGGUCCUGUUGACGAACCGACACAUCGCGGCGUAGCCGCACAAUAAAAAACUGGGGGCGCGGGGUAUGCGUGCACAGAAAGCAGCAUAACAUGUGCAGGAUGUUCUCCAUCAGCCGCCUUUUGGUCCAACACGCCACGUG
Messenger RNA from Prorocentrum cordatum, 1025 nucleotides. Lineage: Eukaryota; Dinophyceae; Prorocentrales; Prorocentraceae. The record is from the annotation of a GenBank genome assembly.